Molecule: messenger RNA, 2777 nt
Organism: Ceratotherium simum simum (southern white rhinoceros)
Lineage: Eukaryota; Metazoa; Chordata; Mammalia; Perissodactyla; Rhinocerotidae
Gene: PAK3
Product: p21 (RAC1) activated kinase 3
Biological process (GO): protein phosphorylation
Molecular function (GO): protein serine/threonine kinase activity; ATP binding
Source: RefSeq, a predicted model, not a curated record
UGUGCAAUCAGUUGUAACUAAAAAUGUCUGACGGUCUGGAUAAUGAAGAGAAACCCCCUGCUCCCCCACUGAGGAUGAAUAGUAACAACCGGGAUUCUUCAGCACUCAACCACAGCUCCAAACCACUUCCCAUGGCCCCUGAAGAGAAGAAUAAGAAAGCCAGGCUUCGCUCUAUCUUCCCAGGAGGAGGGGAUAAAACCAAUAAGAAGAAAGAGAAAGAACGCCCAGAGAUCUCUCUUCCUUCAGACUUUGAACAUACGAUUCAUGUGGGGUUUGAUGCAGUCACCGGGGAAUUCACUGGAAUUCCUGAGCAAUGGGCACGAUUACUCCAAACCUCCAACAUAACAAAACUGGAACAGAAGAAGAACCCACAAGCCGUUCUAGAUGUUCUCAAAUUCUAUGAUUCCAAAGAAACCGUCAACAACCAGAAAUACAUGAGCUUUACAUCAGGAGAUAAAAGUGCACAUGGAUACAUAGCAGCCCAUCCUUCGAGUACAAAAACAGCAUCAGAGCCUCCUUUGGCUCCUCCUGUGUCUGAAGAAGAAGAUGAAGAAGAGGAAGAAGAAGAAGACGACAAUGAGCCCCCACCAGUUAUUGCACCAAGACCAGAGCAUACAAAAUCGAUCUACACUCGUUCUGUGGUUGAAUCCAUUGCUUCACCAGCAGCACCAAAUAAAGAGGUCACGCCACCUUCCGCUGAGAACGCCAAUUCCAGUACUUUGUAUAGAAAUACAGAUCGGCAAAGGAAAAAAUCCAAGAUGACAGAUGAGGAGAUCCUAGAGAAGCUAAGAAGCAUUGUGAGUGUUGGUGACCCAAAGAAAAAAUAUACGAGAUUUGAAAAAAUUGGUCAAGGGGCAUCAGGUACUGUUUAUACAGCACUAGACAUUGCAACAGGACAAGAGGUGGCCAUAAAGCAGAUGAACCUUCAACAGCAGCCCAAAAAGGAAUUAAUUAUUAAUGAAAUUCUGGUCAUGAGGGAAAAUAAGAACCCCAAUAUUGUUAAUUAUUUAGAUAGUUACUUAGUGGGUGAUGAACUAUGGGUAGUCAUGGAAUACUUGGCUGGUGGCUCCUUGACUGAUGUGGUCACAGAGACCUGUAUGGAUGAAGGACAGAUAGCAGCUGUCUGCAGAGAGUGCCUCCAAGCUUUGGAUUUCUUGCACUCAAACCAAGUGAUCCAUAGAGACAUAAAGAGUGACAAUAUUCUCCUUGGGAUGGACGGCUCUGUUAAAUUGACUGAUUUUGGGUUCUGCGCUCAGAUCACCCCUGAGCAAAGUAAACGAAGCACUAUGGUGGGAACUCCCUAUUGGAUGGCACCUGAGGUGGUGACUCGAAAAGCUUAUGGUCCGAAAGUUGAUAUCUGGUCUCUGGGGAUUAUGGCAAUCGAAAUGGUGGAAGGUGAACCUCCUUACCUUAAUGAAAAUCCACUCAGGGCAUUAUAUCUGAUAGCCACUAAUGGAACCCCAGAGCUCCAGAAUCCUGAAAGACUCUCGGCUGUAUUCCGUGACUUUUUAAAUCGCUGUCUUGAGAUGGAUGUGGAUAGGCGAGGAUCUGCCAAGGAGCUUUUGCAGCAUCCAUUUUUAAAAUUAGCCAAGCCUCUCUCCAGCCUGACUCCUCUGAUUAUCGCUGCAAAGGAAGCAAUUAAGAACAGCAGCCGUUAGGACUGCAAGCCUUACCCCACACCAUCUCCCUCAUGAGUAAGACUGAAAUAAAACUCUGCUGCAGGAAAGAUGGAAGAAAAGACAGUCAAAUGGGGUGGGAGUUCUUUAACUUUCAAAUGAAUAGAAACUUCUUAUAAGCCUUUUUCCUAUUCCCUCAGAUUAUGUAAUUUAUUUGUAAGCCUGAAUCGCAGCCCAAACAGGGCAGCAAUGUCGAAGUGGCCGUAAAGUGGUCACUUCCACCGUGAAGCGAAAGAGCCAGUAGUGAAUCCCCUCAUUUUGUGCAUUCACUUUGACGAAAAAGGUUUCUCAAAGAUGCACACUCCCUCUUCAUAGUGUUGUAUUUGUUUUUAAGUUAGAGAGUAGUCCCUCUUGCAUUCAAACCUCCUUCAAAACUCCUUACCCAAUGUGAUGUUUUUCACUUGCAUUGUCAUUAGAUGUCCAGACAAAAGAUGUCAAAACUUUUUUAAAAAAAGAAAGCAAAAAGACAAAAACAAAACAAAAACAAAACAAACAAACAAAAAAACCCCAGAGCAAGUACUGUGUAAACAUGUGGAAGUCCAUGCCCUAAUAGAGUUGCAAUUUUUUAUUCUUCUUCUAUAGUGGUGGCUUGGUUUGUGUACCUGUUUUUCUGCAUUUGUAUUGGAAAAAGUUUCUUUCAAGACAUUUUCCAAAACCAGAGAGGAAUAUAUGUGUUCAGGAAGGGCUUUUAAAACCUGUAUAUCUAAACAAAGCUCAAAUGGUGAAAUCUUGUCACAUUUUCACUAUGAUGCUUAAAAGGUAGUUGAUUUAUCAUUUAUAUAAGCCAGAUUGUUUGUCUUCAUGAUACCUGAAAAGGAUACACCGAAACUGUGGCACUCCUGUUGGGUGAGUCCACGUCUGGAACCUAGAAAAAUCUGACGGGAGAAACCAUACUUAAACAAAGAUGGGACUUUCUCUGAGAGCCAAAAGGAAAACAAGUGUGCAAUACUGAAAUCCUUGUUGGGCAGUAAGUAAACAAAGAGAAAGAUACCUAAUUUAAUCUUCUCUUGUGCUUGUGGAACAUAUGCAAUGUAAAAUAGGCACAUCAGGAGGAAACAGACCCCUUACCCCACAUUUGCUUAUGAUAAAAAAUAUUUAAUU